AUGCUGCUCCGUCUCCCCGUCGAGGUCGCCCUAGAGACCUUUUGUGGUCAGGAUAUUGCGGAGCUCCUCCAACUUUCGCGGACAUCCAGCCACCUUCGUGCUUUUUGCACCAACUACCGCGCACUCUGGCUUACCGCUAGUGACGCGUACAAGCUCCAGCUUCCGCCAGGCGAAACUGUCCACACUGCCGACACCUCCCUCCUGCUCCGGAGCGCCGCGCGUUCCGUGGCUAUUGCCCAUAAGUGGCGCUGUAGCGCAGACGCGCCAAUUCACGCCCUUCGCAUUCACGAGGCCCAAAAGCUCUACCAAUUGACGGCAUAUGCAUUCUGGGCCCCCCUUCGUUUUGCUCAGCCCUCCUUUAUCGGCCCGCAGCCGCCGCCUAUCCUGAGUAUACUGCCUGGCGGUCGAACACUGAUCAUUGGUGAUCUGCAACAUCUCGCAAUCCACGACCUAGAAGGAAGCCACACCUGGAAGCUUGUGACCCUGAAGACAUGGCCGCGCACAACUUCUUUCCCACCGCAAAGCGUGGCCGCGGCAAACAGGGCGGUCGCAUGGGACAGCGUAGACAACGGCCAACGCGUGGUUCUUGCGGUGGUCAAGAGCGGGUACACGAAAGAGCAUGUUUUCGAUACAUAUCUUUUUGUGUUCGUCUUCGACUGUGCGGCGGGGCUGGACGCGGCGCGCGUGACCCGGAUGGGCCAUACGCUGCCCGAUGUCGAUGCUGAUAUGGUUUCCGUCCAAGCCAGCCGCAUAUUCGUUUCAUCCUCCGACACUGUCCAUGCCUUUGACCUCCCUGCGAGCGUUCCGGGUUCUCUGGUGUCGGUCGGGACCACCAACGAGCCAGUUGACGUUGUCCGGUAUCCUAAAUCGUCGCCCGACACAACUGGCGUUGCGGUUCCAGACGAGGUUCCGGAGGGCGGGCGGGUGGUCAGAGUAGACACAAUUUAUGGGAUUGUGCUAGUAUUCCGCCGGGGAAGACUGUGGCUUGUCCAGUACUGA
This is a messenger RNA of Mycena indigotica, 999 nucleotides long. RefSeq names its product F-box domain-containing protein. Gene Ontology annotation, molecular function: protein binding. The record is from RefSeq and is a predicted model, not a curated record. The transcript has 4 exons. Bases 1 to 999 code for a protein of 332 amino acids. Lineage: Eukaryota; Fungi; Basidiomycota; Agaricomycetes; Agaricales; Mycenaceae.